AUGGCCAAGUGGUGCUUCUCUCAAGGAAUAGUAGGUUCAGAUCGCCAGUCGGGAGCCGUCUGGAACACCAGGCUUACCGAGUCGGAAAACCAGAACUUCAAGCGUAUAGAGGUCAUUGAAGAUGACGAGAGCGAGAUUGUAGAGGCGGCCCGCCGCAUGAGCGAGCGCUACGACAUUGUGGUGACGAGUCCCAGACACGAUGACAUCACAUACCAGUCUAUGGCUAAGGCAUUCAACCUCCCGCUCAAGCUCCACCAGGAGACGUUUGAGAAGAUGAAGAAGCUCAGCAAGGCCAGACCCAACGACCCGCCCUUUGACUGGAACGACCUGGAGUCGCCGACCCUCAAGGCGAGGCUGCGCAUGGCGGAGCUGCCGACGGACGAGUCGCGCGAUCUCAGGGACCAGUUCAUCUUCCCGCAUGACGACCUAUGGGUUCCCGUGGCGGUGGUGAAUAGGAACAUUCAUAUCCUACCCGGAAUCCCGAUCCAGAGGCUGCUUGACGGGCUGAGGCCCCAUCUGGCCUCGAGGCUGGUCGACCCCGAGGGUAAGGGGACGCACAGGAUUAUGGUGUCGACGCCGUUGCCCGAGAGCACCGUGGCCGCGUACCUCACCGAGCUAGCGGCCAAGGUAGAGGCCGAGGGCGUCAAGGUGGGAAGCUACCCGCGAUGGGGCAAGAAGAGUAACACGGUGACUCUGGUCGGAAGGGACCUGGCCUUCCUUGAGAGCCUAGUACCGGAUGUCGAGAAGAAUGUCAAGGGCAGACGCAUCCAGACGGAAGGCGAGGAUGACUCCGAGGAAGAAAAGGGUACUGGGGCAUGA
Geosmithia morbida is the source of this 819-nucleotide messenger RNA. RefSeq names its product MoCF biosynth. The transcript is spliced from 4 exons. Lineage: Eukaryota; Fungi; Ascomycota; Sordariomycetes; Hypocreales; Bionectriaceae. The record is from RefSeq and is a predicted model, not a curated record. The coding region runs from base 1 to 819 and encodes 272 amino acids.